This is a messenger RNA of Homarus americanus (American lobster), 3417 nucleotides long. Its product is annotated as tip elongation aberrant protein 1-like. The transcript has 8 exons. Bases 255 to 2579 code for a protein of 774 amino acids. Lineage: Eukaryota; Metazoa; Arthropoda; Malacostraca; Decapoda; Nephropidae. Gene Ontology annotation, molecular function: protein binding. The record is from RefSeq and is a predicted model, not a curated record.
UCUGGACCCGGUGUAAGGUGGUUGUGCGCGAGUUUACUCUCAGCACAAGCUCUAUUUCCAUAUAAAAUUCAUCUUCUUGAUGGUUGUAUUAAGUAAGAAUCUACUUAAGUGAGUUUUGUGAAAAACCUACACGCCAGUAUUAGACUUUCUCCUUGAAAACAAUCUAUCGGACAAGUGUGUGAAUACCGUGACGUCACGUAUCUCAGGUGUGUCAACAGCGUCGUAGACAUUCCAUGCAACCUUCGCAUUAGGAGAUGUGGUCGUCGGUGGUGGGGGUGGUGGGCAGUGAGGUGCCGAGUGCGCGUCACAAGCAUGCCGUCUGCACCGACCACCCUCACGUGUACCUCUUGGGCGGACGUCACGGGAACCUCCCUCUCAAGGACUUCUGGAUCUAUGACCUCAUGACUCGGGCGUGGCGGGAGGUGCGGGAGGACACUGGGUCGAGGCCGCCCACCUUGCAGCAACACACUAUGAUAAAAGCAGGAGACAAAUUCUUCGUCUUCGGCGGCGAACUCUGUAUGUCCAACGAGACGCCGCUCUGGAUAUACAUUCCUCAGACGAAAGUGUGGCGGAAGUGGCGGUGGGAGGGCAGAGGACGAGGGGUAGCACCAGCUUGUGGUGGUCGCGGGCUCAGUGGCGGCGCGUCUGGACCCACUGGUCGCAGAGGCCAUACUGCUCUCAUGAUAGGAGACUCCAUGCUCAUCUACGGCGGCUACCAGGACUUACGAGGUUCCUCUGCCGAACUGUGGAGCUUCAACACACAGGAGGAGACAUGGACGCAGCUAUCAUCGCGAGGAGAGCAGCCGGCGCCACGCCACGCCCACUCUGCCGUCAUGCAUGACCAACAGAUGUGGGUCUAUGGCGGCAUGACCGACCUCCAGGAACGGAACGAUUUCUGGCGCUACGACACAGCUAGUCGGACGUGGACACAGGUCAGGGCCCGGCCUAACCCCGGCUAUCUUCACUCUCACGUGGCCGCCAAGCUUCACUCCUGCAUGAUUGUGUUCGGCGGUGAGCGGCAGGGCGAGAUGCUCAACGACCUCUGGAGGUUCCACUUCGCCACCAGCACCUGGGAGCGCCUCGUAUCUUCAGGUAUCAGACCUCAACCGAGAUCUCAGUUCUGCGCCUUCGUGGCACCAUCGCACCACAUCAAGGGCCCGCGCUUCCACACACCCUCCUCACGCCUGGGAUCCUCCUCGGCUGCAAGUAGCAGCAGCCACAGCAGUAGCGGUUAUAGCAGUUCUCAUAGUCACGACUCAUACCGCACUAGAAAAGUCCACCCAGAUGACUCUCUCAACUCAGGGGGUGCCUCCAAGAGUAGUGGGGGCAAACCCGGGGGAAUGUAUGAGGGAAGUGGAUGUGCUUGUAAGGAAUGUGUAGAUGCAGAUAACGACGACGAUCUAGAUCCGAGUCGUCUUCGAUCGCUUAUCCAAAGGAACUGUUCUAACGCUCCCACUGCACAGUUAAAAUUGUCAAUAUCCAAAUUUUCUCAGUUAAAUUUGUCCCACUUGGGUCGAUAUUAUAGCUACAGCAUGCUUAGUAAUGACAGUACAGAAAGUAUAGUAGAAGAAUCACUAGCUAGUACUUGUGAUAGUUUGGGUAGUAAGAUUGUGAAAUCUCAGAGUAUUCAUGUUAUGAAUAAGGAUAAAAAUGGAAAAUCAAACGGAGAUAAAAGUGGUAUGACAAGAGACAUAGUUUCAGUGCCAAACUUUGGAGAUAUAAAAGACAGUGAGGAAGAUAACACUGAGUCUUCCCAGAUGCCUGUCAACCACGUCAAAGUCAUCACUGUCAUGCCUGCUGAAGGGUCAACUGAAGCUAGUUUAGAGGACGACUCCAGUGACCUAGUAGCUGGGAUCAAGGGCCGAUUAGCCUUCAAUCAUGACGAUACUAUUCAAUCUGCUGAUACUAGUAUUAGUGAGAACCUUAUGUCUUUUUCUUGCACCACUGAUAGCAAUCUCAGUAGUAAUACGAACCUUCAUAGCACCAGUAACUACAACAUGAGUGGAGUUAGUAGUUUUGCUAACCCAAACUAUGUAGGAUUUGAUCCUGGCAGAGACUCGGGGGGGCUGUUAAGUCAAGAUUAUUGGACAACUAGAGCUCUGGAUUUAGAAAGUAUUCGACACAAGGAAUUUGCAGAGCUGUUGCGGACACCGCCAGAUUCCGGUAUUGGACUCGGUGUUGAGAUGGAGAGGCGAACUCCACUUGACCUUACUCUAGCAACCCUUGAAGAUUUUGUUACUUUUGACAACCAAACUGCACGCUUUAACAAGACUCGCACAACGGAUCACCCAGCUGGGACUAACGGAACCUCUACACAUAAGCCAACCUCCACUGCCAAAGUCACUUUUUCAUCUAGUCACGUACGAAAUUCAGGUGAAUCGUCGGGCCAAAAUUCACAGAGGCACUCAGAGGAUUCCAGAGAGCCGCCGGCACCUCGAAUUAAUCCCUUCAUCAAGGAAGAACCAUCUUACAAAUCUCAGUCCCCGAGCGCCAUGUACAUAGUCGGUGGGAAGGAGAUGGACCAAAUGACUGCGUUUAGACGACCCAUCUCCGUGUGGAAGUUGGACUUGCCUUUUUAAUAUAUUUUUAUUAUCCCUGAAGCUCCAUUAGGUAUUAAAGGUGAUGAUGUAACAUAGUGUUGCCUUCCAUCCAUUAUAGAGAUGCAUUUUGUACAAACAACACGAGGAAUCACAUUUAUUUCCUGUUUGAGCUUUCACUGGAUAUAUUUUUCCCUGUCUAGGCUCCCAGGUAGUGGUGUACCCGCCAUUCUAGUAUUUCACAGAUGAACUAAUUAUAUCUGUCCAUGCAUCCCGUCCUGUGCUCUCAUUAAGCAAGAUAAGCUUUCAUCCUAUGGUUUCCUGUGUCAUUAGCGAUGUUACACUACAAGUGUUGUCACAGGUAGACAUGCGCCAUACUAAUCGUCGGCUGCGGAACUAGAGCUGAUGUUAUAAUUUUAUGUCGUGUCCUUCAUGUCAGUAUGACGUGACAAGUAGUAUUUCGUGCACGUGUUUCACUCUAUGUUUCAUUUCAAUGUUGUAAAAUAAGUUAUUAGUCAACUUUUAAUGCUUAUAGGUUGGUUCAAUUUUCAAUGAUAAAAUACAUUGAACUUUUUUAGCUUAUAAGCCAUUUAAUUGAUAUUAUGAAUCUGUGUAUUAAUAAAUCUUUGUUUGAAAAAUAUAUAUAUUUAAAAUUUAAUUUAAGCAAACAAAUUUUCAUAGCUUUUAAAUUGUAUAAUCAUUUUAUUAUUUAAUUUUCAUUAUUUUAACACCCAUAGGAGCUAUCACUGAUGUCUUGUGUGUAUGAAAUGUGAAAAACAGCUAUAUAGAUUCAGCAAUCUUUCGACAAUGUAUUUGAACAUCAUCAGAUCUAUAGAUACCUAAAUAGAUUACAAUCCUAUAAAUCCUAUAAAUACUGUUA